UGAACAUCCCUGCCCUACAUACUAAAGAAAUUCAGAGAAGGGGAAGUCAGAGUGGUCUGCUGUAGCCAGGUUUUGAUUCAUGAAACAUGAAACAUGAGACCUGAAGAUUUAGAAAAGAUUUCAGUGGUCAGAGAGGACACUGGACAUUGUGGGCAGGGGGCAGACAUAAAGAGAAAAGGCACAGAAGGAGAGAAGUGAACAUGACAUGUUCAGAGUAGGAUUGAAAAAACAAUCUGGCAGGUGCCAGAGGCAUGUAAGGGCACGCUGGGAGAUGAGAAAGCAGUGAGGGGCCUGAUUGAGAGGGGCCUUUUUCAUUCAGGAGAAGUGGAGCUAUGUAAACAACAAUAACAGCUGACUGUGGUGAACUAGGAAGAUUAUCUGGUACUGAAGUGUGGACUGCAGAGGGUAGAUCCUGCAGACAGUGAGACCAGUUUGAAUAUCACUGUGAUCAUCUGAAUAUUGGGGAUAGUAAGUAGCAACAGAAACACAAUCCUUUAGGUAAGUAAAGAUUUUAUAAAUAAUGAGAUAUAAUGAACCAGAGUCAAAAUGAUUGUAAGAAGAACUAUGAUGCCACUGAUAAAAUCAAGGGACUCUGGGAAAACAGCUAUUAAUAGCUUGGUGAGGAAGUUUGGACAUCUUGAAGCUGAUGUGGGACAUUCAAGCUGAAGGGCUGGGUAGGCAACUGAAUAUGCAAAACUGGACCUCAGGUAAGAAGGCAGUGAAAUGCUGAGUGUGGAGACAUCCUUUGUGCUGAAUAGCUUCCUUCUUCCACCCUAAUCUUCCCUACUUUUUCUCCAACCUGCUCCACAGCCUAGAAGCCAAGUUUGGACCAUCUAGUACAUCAAGCUGAACUUCCUUGUCUUCCGGUUUUCAGUAGAGUUCAGUCAAAGGCAAGCACUGGCAACAGACUGGAGCUGUGAAGGAGAACAUAGUUGAGGUGUCUCUUUCUCCUGGCUCCUUGUUUUGAGAUCUGGCUGGGUCCCCGCCCAAUGGAAGGUCACAGCUCCUAGCCAUUAGCACAUGAGAACACGUAGGCUGUAAUGGCAUCCUCAGGCUGGUGUAUCUUCAAAUCUUUCUUCCCUCUCAAGGGGACAGACGCGAGCCCUUCCAACCUGCAGGGCUGAUUUGAAGUAGAAUGUUUAUAACCAGACUGCCAGUGAGUCCUCAAUGAGAGGAGAGAUUAGAGGGGAGAGAUCAAGGAGUCCAUAGAGUCUCAUGCUACUGAUGUUCUAGUGUUUCUCAGCUUGGGUAAAAGUUUGAUAAGCUACUCGAGGAAAGUCACCGAACAGGUACUGCGCACCCACCACGUGCCAGGCAAUGGGGCGCUUUCCCUAGUUUAUCGCUUUUAACGACCUAGCAGCGGUUUACAGCACGCGCUGAGCCCUAGAGCAGGAAGCAAAGGGUGCCGAAGUUCUGCGGGAAGGCGGCUUCCCAGGGCGGUGUGCUGGGGACCCACGCGGCACCGCGGGAAGGGGACUCUGCGCGCUCAACCCGGUCCCGGGCACUGCUCGCCGCCUCCACCCGCCGGCCUCCCGCAGCCAGGUCAGCGCCAUGAGGACCAAGCAGGUGAACUUGCUGAUCACCCUGGUCGCCGUCGCGCUUUUCAGCUUCUCUUGUUUCUGCAUCUACAGGAUAACUCAAACCAAUAAUCGAUUAAUUAAUUGUAGAAACCAUAUUUUGGAGUUUAAAGAAAAUAUGCUACACUUAAGAAACAAAACUGAAAAAAAUAGCCAAGAGAUGAUGAAAGUUUUGAAUCGAAUAAAGUAUGAAAUUACAAAGAGAGAAAAUUUGUCAGGAAACUUAGUUGCACAGAAAGCAGACAUAUUAAAUAAAAAUGAAACAGUAUCUAAUACAUUUGAAGACUUAAAGUUCUUUUUUCCUCAUAUAAGGAAAGAAGGCAGAAUUUAUCCUGAUGUAAUCAUUGGCAAAGGGAAAACUGGUGUUUCUUUUGCGCUGGGUAUUUCCACUGUUAAUAGAGGAAAUUAUAGUUACCUGAAACAGACACUGACCUCUGUUGUCUCCAGGAUGACGCUCUCCGAAGAGAAGGAUUCUAUAGUGAUUGUCUCGGUCGCAGAUAGUAAUGAAGAUUAUUUACAUUCUGUUGUUAAAAUGAUUACAAGAAAAUUCAAAAGGCAAGUGAGGUCUGGAUCCUUAGAGGUCAUUUCAAUACCUGCCUUUUUAUACUCAAGUAUGUUAAAUGCCAAGCACUUAGCUGAGGCCUCACAAAAAUUAGCCAGUUGGCGAAUAAAGCAAGUAUUGGAUUUUUGCAUUUUGAUGCUGUAUGCCCAACCCAAGGCCAAGUAUUAUUUACAGCUAGAAGAUGAUAUCAUAGCUAAAGAGAUGUACUUUACAAAAAUAACAGAUUUUGUAGGUAACAUCAGUUCAAAUAAUUGGUUUUUUAUUGAGUUUUCAAUGCUUGGAUUCAUAGGAAAGCUGUUUAGAUCUGAGGACUUAACUCACUUUGUACGGUUUUUUUUAAUGUUCUACAAAGAGAAACCCAUAGACUGGCUCCUGAAUGACAUUUUUCAGGUAAAGGUGUGUGACACAGGAGAAGAUCUUGGAAACUGUAUAAAAAGAAAGAAGCAAAUACGUAUUCGGUAUAAACCUUCUCUUUUCCAGCAUGUGGGUAUACAUUCAUCAUUCCCUGGAAAAGAACAAUAUGAAAAAGAUGUUUAUUAUUAGGAGUUUCAUGCUUCUAAAGCUUCUUUAAAAAGUAUCAAAAUCAUUCUUUGGAAAUAAUGGCAUAAUAAGGAUUAGACUAUUUCUCAAAUUUCUUAAGAGACUACAUCAUAUUUUAAAAUACUAAUCCUUCAAUAAAGUGAAAAUAUGAAGAUAAAGAAGCAUAAGAAGAAACUCCAUAAUACCUGGAACCUCAGAUAACCUUGAUUUCUAAUGGCAUGUUUCAGAAAUUGUAGUAAUAAAAAUACAUAAUUAUCUAGCAGAUAAGUAAACAAUCAAUAAACUAGUAGACUUGAAAGUACUAAGUGACUUCUUACGUCAAGAAAAAAAUAGAACAUUGAUUUAUAUUGCUUUUACCCUAUCGCAAUUUAAUUUAAAAAUACUAAAGGCAGGGGAGAUUUUUUUUUAAAUUAAGAACCAUACUUUAUUGACUCCAAUAGUGAGACCAUCACAUAAUUUCAAUAAACAGUUAAAAGUUCAAAAGCUUGCUAUUGUCGCAGAGAAGUUUUGGGUGAACUGGUAUAUGCUGUUACCCGUUUUGUUAAGACACAAAGAAAAUAAAGAAAAUAAAGAAAUAGAAAGCACAAAUUUAAACAAGCCUGGAUCUGACAAUGCCACAAUGUCUUCUUAUCUUUUAAUAAAUGCAUUUAAAACUACACACUUAUCCCUAUGUGCCAUUUGAACUGAUUAUCAAACAUCUUGAUACAUAUGUAUUUUGAUAGUCAUUUAGUUCUAAAGAUUUCAUAGUUUCUCUCAUUAUUGCCUUCUUAACACACAGAUUAUUUGGGAGUUUUUUUCCCAAAUAUAUUGGUUUCUCCAUCUUUUAUUGUUAAUUUCUAAAUUACUUGCAUAGUGGUUAUAGAACUUUACCUAUGUGAUAAAAUUUUGAGAAAUGUUGUGAAUCCUUAUGUUCCACAUGACUUUGGAAAGAAUGUAUAGUUUCUGUAUACUCCCUUUUAAACAUGUUACAUUCAUUUGUUUUUAAAAGUGUUGGUUUUGUGCUUUAAAAAUAUCUUUUAAAAAUAUUCCUAUCUAUUGAGUGCAAGAUUCUCUUAUAUCAGGUUUUUUAAUUUGGUCGUUGAAAUCUUUUCACUCCUUACUAAUUUAUACAUGGUUGAUCCAUCAGUUUCUUACAGGGGCCCAUUAAAAUCUAUUUUUCUUCUUGAUGUUAUUUUAUAAGAUAUUAUUUAUUUUGAGCAAUAAUAAGAGAUAUUUGUUAUCCUUUAAUCAAAUAUUGUGAAAUUCUUCAUUUCACAUUGUUGCCUUAUUCUUGAGUGCCAAGAUCUCACACAUUCGCCUCGGUGUGAACUGUAUCAGAUACCAAUUUAUAAAGAGAAUAUGAAAGAUGAA
Molecule: messenger RNA, 4029 nt
Organism: Macaca mulatta (Rhesus monkey)
Lineage: Eukaryota; Metazoa; Chordata; Mammalia; Primates; Cercopithecidae
Source: RefSeq, a predicted model, not a curated record